CAAUAUUCAGCCCAUUUAGUAAAUUUCGAAACCCUACUUUGAGGGUUUUUAUUGACCUAAGUCUCAUACAUCUCUGAAUUCGUUCGGCGUUCCUCUCUUCUCUUCUGCAUCUUCACCAGCACAUCCAACUCCGGCGGUGCAACUUCGAUUCCAUGGCGCCAAAGAAGGAUAAGGCUCCUCCACCGUCUUCCAAGCCUGCCAAAUCUGGCGGAGGAAAGCAGAAGAAGAAGAAGUGGAGUAAGGGAAAGCAAAAGGAGAAGGUCAACAACAUGGUUUUGUUUGAUCAAGGAACUUAUGACAAGCUUCUUGUUGAAGUUCCCAAGUACAAACUUGUCACUCUUUCAAUCUUGUCCGAUAGAUUGAGGAUCAAUGGAUCUCUUGCAAGAAGAGCAAUCAAGGAUUUGAUGGCCAGAGGUCUCAUCAGAAUGGUGUCUGCUCAUGCCAGCCAGGAGAUUUACACAAGGGCUACCAAUACCUAAUUUCCCUUUCAUUAGUCUUUUGAGUUCGCCAUGAAUUAGCUUCUUUACUCUCUAGCUUUUGGCUUUUGGUUUCAAGGUCUCAUUCACAUGGAUGCUAUAAUUUUGCCAUUUUUGACUUGUGAUAUCUUUCUUGUUGAUCACUAUUUUUAUAUUUAUCAAUUUUAGACUUCUGAAAAUUUAGUUCAAAUUCACUUCUUUAAAGGCUUAA
This is a messenger RNA of Cucumis sativus (cucumber), 687 nucleotides long. Its product is annotated as 40S ribosomal protein S25-2. NCBI's taxonomy places the organism in Eukaryota, Viridiplantae, Streptophyta, Magnoliopsida, Cucurbitales, Cucurbitaceae. The coding region runs from base 153 to 479 and encodes 108 amino acids. The transcript has 4 exons. Gene Ontology annotation, molecular function: structural constituent of ribosome. The record is from RefSeq and is a predicted model, not a curated record. Gene Ontology annotation, cellular component: cytosolic small ribosomal subunit.